AUGUCCGAGCCUUUUAUCGCACCGCAGUCAGUCUUGAUCAUAGGUUCCGGGGUUUUUGGAUUAUCGACCGCUUUAUCGCUCUGUGAAAGGGACGAGUUCUCGAAAUCAACCAUUACCUUGGUGGACAAGCACGAGUUUCCCACUCCCGAUGGAGCAAGCAUCGACACCUCCCGCCUCAUCCGCGCCGACUACGCCGACCCCGACUACGCCGCCUUCGCCACCGAAGCCCAAACCCACUGGCGCCAAUCACACGCCGACGCCAGCCGCUACUACGAAUGCGGCCUCGUCCUCACCUGCGUCCCCAGCAACGUCGACUACCUCCACCGCUCCCUUGCCAACCUCCAAGCCAUGGGCCACAGCGACGGCCUGCACAUCCUGCCCACCCGCGCGGACAUCCUCCGCCUCUCCGGCACUCCUGGCACCGCGGGCACCGCGGGCUACGUGAACCGGCGCUCAGGAUGGGCGGACGCGGAGGCGUCGAUGGCGUAUCUACGGCGGCAGGUCGAGGCGACGGGGCGUGUGACGUUCGUGGUAGGCACAGUGGCGCGGCUGUCCUCCACGGCCGCCCCCUUUCCGCAAAUCACCGGCGCGCACCUGCGCGACGGGAGGCAGCUGACGGCCGACCUCACCAUCCUCGCGGCGGGCGCGUGGACGAACGCGCUACUGCGCCUGGGGAACCGAGUGCGCGCGACGGGGCAAGUGAUGGGGUAUUAUGCGCUGUCGGCGGCGGAGGCGGAAGCGCUGGCGAAGAUACCUGCGCAGAUCGAUAUGUCGCGGGGGUUGUUCUUGAUCCCGCCGCCGCCGCCGCCGUAUGCGACGGGGGUGGAUGAGGGGUAUCCGAAUGCGCAUCGGGUGAGGCAUCCGCAUUUGAAGGUGGCGAGGCAUGGGGUGGGGUAUAUGAACUGGGUGGCACGGGACGCGGGGCUAGGGGGCAUGGAGGAGUGGGACGAAACGGGGACUGAAGGGGAAGGAAAGGUGUCGGUGCCAGUGACAGACGGGCAUACAGUGACCCUCCCCGCCGAAGCCGACGAGGCCCUCCGCGGCUAUAUCCGCGAGCUGUUCCCCCCCAACAUCCCCUCCCCGCUGCCCGCCAGCCUCCGCGACCUCCCCACCCGGCCGUUCUCCCACAGCCGCGUCUGCACUUACGCGGACACGCCGGAUAGUUCCUUUCUGGUCUCCUAUCAUCCGCGGUACGGGGGGUCGCUGUUCCUCGCGACCGGCGGGUCGGGGCACGCGUUCAAGUUCCUGCCGGUGCUAGGGGGGAAGGUGGUGGAUGUGCUGGUGGGGCGGGAGGAGCGGGUGGGGCGGCUGGCGGAGAAGUGGAGGUGGCGAUGGGGGAAGGGGAAUGUGCUGGAGGACGAGUGGAUAGAAGAGGGGAUGAGGGGGGGAGUGAAGGGGUUGACGUGGGAUGAGGCGGUGGCACAGAGUGCGGUGAUAUAA
This is a messenger RNA of Eremomyces bilateralis CBS 781.70, 1440 nucleotides long. RefSeq names its product FAD dependent oxidoreductase. Gene Ontology annotation, molecular function: flavin adenine dinucleotide binding; L-pipecolate oxidase activity; proline dehydrogenase activity. NCBI's taxonomy places the organism in Eukaryota, Fungi, Ascomycota, Dothideomycetes, Eremomycetales, Eremomycetaceae. Bases 1 to 1440 code for a protein of 479 amino acids. The transcript is spliced from 2 exons. The record is from RefSeq and is a predicted model, not a curated record.